Messenger RNA from Aureobasidium melanogenum CBS 110374, 1950 nucleotides. RefSeq lists its product as uncharacterized. Bases 1 to 1950 code for a protein of 649 amino acids. Gene Ontology annotation, molecular function: translation initiation factor activity; RNA binding. The record is from RefSeq and is a predicted model, not a curated record. The transcript is spliced from 2 exons. NCBI's taxonomy places the organism in Eukaryota, Fungi, Ascomycota, Dothideomycetes, Dothideales, Saccotheciaceae. Gene Ontology annotation, biological process: formation of translation preinitiation complex; translational initiation.
AUGUUCAAGAAAAAGCCAACAGUCAAGCCUUUAGCGCCUCUGCGUUCGUCAGACCGCCGCAAGACAGCCGACAGCAUUAUCGCCGAGUAUGGCCUCCAACCAAAACCGAGUAACGACUCCAAAGUCGAGGACAAAGCAGCCGCCACUGCAGAAACCACCGCCUUGAGAAACGCUCUACUGCCUGAGGGAGUUCAAACUGCAAGAUUUACAACUACACAUGGACCCGACCUUAAGCAGGUUUCUGGCACCGUCUAUGUUGGAGCAUACUCCGGAGAUGACGCUCGAGUCCUCUGGUUCAAGAUUGAGGAUCGCAUGUAUCCCACCGUAUACACACUGUGGAAACAACCUGGCAUUGUGCCUCUGCUACAUACCCCUGGUUUUGUUGUUCAGAAGUUGCAAGGCGGUGCAGAUCUCAUGACUCCUGGGUUGGCCAAUGGUCCUCCCUUCCACCCCAAAGCUACCAAAGGGGCUGUGGUUGCUAUUGCAAGUCUUGAACAGCCUUCGGUACCUGUUGCUGUUGGUGCUUGUUUGAUUGAUGUCAGUUCACUUGGUGCUGUGCAAGGUUCUCGUGGUCAUGCUGUGCAGACUAUGCACUGGGCUCGUGAUGAAAUCUGGUCAUACAGUAAUUCCAACAAGCCUGGACUCAGCCCUCCAGAGUCGCUCGACGGUUGGCUUGCAAGCAAAGAUGAUGAGGAGAAGCUGGCCGAACAAGCUGCUGACCUGAAUAUUGAUGAUGAAGAGGAAGAGCAAGGAGGCGUCAACUUAGACAAACCUGUUUCUGACCAGCCCGAUCCAUCAGAAGGUCUAGGAGAAGAUGCUCCCGCAGACGAAGGCCUAGUAGAACAGGUAGAAAUCAAAGAACUGACCACCAAGGAAAUCGACGACGCCUUCCGCAAAGCCUUCCUCUACGGCAUCUACCACCACAAAGAAACAAACCCCAACCACCCAACCUUUGGCCUCGAAUUCCCUUUGACUCAAUCCUUCGUCAUGUCCAAUCUCGUCCAACCUUUCCUGCCCGCCUACACGCCCGACCAAGCCUCCUCCCUUCAAAUCAAGAAAUCCUCCUUCAAGAACAUCAAAAAAUUCCUAAAGUCUCUCGACAAGGCGAAAAUUGUAAAGACUAAAGAAAGAGACCAACACGAGACCAUCAUUCUCGAUGUUGAUUUUGACGAUACUGCAAUUGUCGAGUUUAAGCCUUAUAGACUGCCUAAGAAGGAAACAGCAGCAGGAACAAGUCUAGGUCGCGGUGCAAAAGCAACCACAGAACUGGAUACCACCACGGACACUUCCAUCGGUCAAAAACUCGAAAAACAACAAUUUUACAAACUGAAAGAAAGACUAUUGCCACUUUUCGAAUCCGCCAACGCGUCUACGCAAUCCCUGUUUACAGCCGCGGAAAUCAAAAGCGCAAUAACGACCUACAUCGAGUCUGAAAACCUCAUCAACGAGAAAAACAAACGUUUGGUGUUGUUGAACCCAACACUUGCAAAUGCAGUCUUUGAUGGCACCACAUCGCUAGACAAGGAAGUCCUCGCCAAAGGCUCUGUUCCCCGAGACGCCCUCUUCGAACGUAUUCUCCAAGCCUGUAUUCCCCACUACGCCAUCAUCCGCACAUCCCCCUCUACCUCCGACCCUCUCAAGCCAAAAUCCGGCGCCGCGCCCAAGAUCAAGGUUACCCUCGAAACACGCUCAGGCAACAAGACCGUGACCAAAGUGUCAGGAGUGGAAGCUUACUUUAUCGCUGCUCAGCCACUAGCAGACGAGCUCAGAAAAGUCUGUGCAGGGAGUAGUAGUGUUGAGCAGUUGCAAGGAAGCAGUCCUAAAGCUCCUGUCAUGGAGAUUAUGAUUCAAGGGCCGCAGAAAGAUGCCGUGAUGAAGGCUUUGGAAAGACGAGGCGUCAGACCUGCGUGGGUCGAGUUUUUGGACAAGACCAAGGGCAAGAAGAAGUAA